Molecule: messenger RNA, 879 nt
Organism: Acanthaster planci (crown-of-thorns starfish)
Lineage: Eukaryota; Metazoa; Echinodermata; Asteroidea; Valvatida; Acanthasteridae
Product: plasminogen receptor (KT)-like
Biological process (GO): positive regulation of plasminogen activation
Cellular component (GO): plasma membrane
Source: RefSeq, a predicted model, not a curated record
AUCCCAUCAGAAAUAAAAAGCGCUGUAGGCCUAAUUAAUUGUUGUGAUGUGCAUUACCUCCACAUGCAGGACUACAUAGCAUGCUAUUGAGUGUACAGUACGGCUCGGAGCCCGACUGCGGCAUCUGCAGAGUAUAUCCUAGUAUGUACAUACUGUACAUGUUCGCUGUGCUUGCGACAUCACUAAACAAACAGGGAUAUCCUACAUACAUUUUGUGGAGGAAAACAGCAAGCUUGUUGCUCACAACAAACAUUUAAAGAUGGGUUCCAUGAUGGCAAAAGCAAUGGAUGAAAACUUCCAAAAGAACAAGGAAUUUAUGCAAGGGAUACAGGAAACGAUGCUGGAACGCCAGAUUCAAAUGCAGAACCAGAUGAGAGAGAAGUCGGUAGCAAUGCAGCUCUCAGGAUCUCGAGAGAUGUUCAACUGGAUUGCUUCAUUCUAUGGUGUGGUUACAGUCACAUGUUUAGCAGGGUUUAUGAAAAGGAAGAACCCAGCUGUUUUGAUUCCCCUACUGCCGUUGACGUUCAUUGUUGCAUACCAAUAUGAUUACACCUACGGAACGAAAGUCCUUAGAAUACGAGAGGGUGCGGAGGCCAUUUUGAAGGAGGAACGACAGCUGCUGCCUGUACCUCUAGGCCUGCCGAACUUAGCCAGCAUCGAUGCGGCAAGGGAUGCUACCAAGUCAUCAUAGACACCUUGGACAGAGAUGACUUAGGCAUCACAAUGGCAAACUUUCAGUUCGUCACUGUAAGAUAAUGUCAAAACCAUUCCUUGAGUGGACGCUGAAUAAGGAAACAGACUAGUGUGUCUUCACAAGGAAAUGUCCCACGAAGUGCCCUUUAACAAAAUAUUUUAAUAAAGAAACACUGGUGGAAGAUA